Pseudoliparis swirei is the source of this 4925-nucleotide messenger RNA. It is a transcript of the gene tecpr1a, whose product is annotated as tectonin beta-propeller repeat containing 1a. The transcript has 24 exons. The record is from RefSeq and is a predicted model, not a curated record. The coding region runs from base 122 to 3754 and encodes 1210 amino acids. Gene Ontology annotation, cellular component: membrane. Lineage: Eukaryota; Metazoa; Chordata; Actinopteri; Perciformes; Liparidae.
CAGAGGAAGUGUUUCUGCUUUUAGACCGUUUUUAAUUCAUCACCGACCGCCGAAUGAGCAGCGGCGACGUCCGCGCCGAGCGACGGUUUAUGAGAGGAAGCUCAAGGCUCCCGGUGCAACCAUGCCCGUCUCUCUGCUGUGGGCGGUGGACGUGUACGGGCGGGUCUACAGCCUGUCCACGGCGGGCCAGGUGUGGGAGCAGUGCCGCGAUGCCCAGAUGGAGUUUAAGCGUGUGACGGCGGCUCAGCAGUGCUGCUGGGGCAUCGCCUGCGACAACAACAUCUAUCUGAAUGUCCACGCUUCUGACCUGCCCGUCCGCUACCAGGAGGAGACCUACGAGAAUCAACGGUGGAACCCCGUCGAUGGUUUCUCGGAGCGCCUGUUGCCAAGCGACCGCUGGCAGUGGAGCGACGUCACGGGUCUGCAACACCAACCCCUGGACGACUUCGGGCUUCCCUCCACGAACUGGGAGUGGGAGGGCGACUGGCACGCGGAUGAGAACUUUGAGGGAGAGCCCACGGAGAAAGGCGGAUGGACCUACGCCAUGGACUUCCCCGCCACGUACACCAAAGACAAGAAGUGGAACUCCUGCGUCCGACGCCGGCGAUGGCUCCGCUACAGGACAUACAAAGCCAUGGACAGCUGGGCUAAGAUCCCCCCACAGCAGACGAGUCUUCCAGAUCCUUUCAGCGACAUCAGCUGUGGAGGUUGGGAGAUCAGUGACGAGCCCAGUGACCGACUGUCGCUGUGGGCCGUGUCUCUGCAGGGCAAAAUGUGGUUCAGAGAGGGAAUCUACCACCACAACCCCGAGGGCUCUUUGUGGGAGGAGGUGCCUCUCCCCGCGGAGGUGGUCCAGAUCAGUUGUGGCCCGGGGCAUCUGAUCUGGGCGGUCCUGUGGGAGGGGCAGUUCAUUGUCAGGGAGGGCAUUAGCAGAGACUGCCCCAAAGGUACCUCCUGGGCCGUGGUCGACUCUCCCAGUCCUGAUGUGGCAGCCACACACGUGGCCGUGGGGAUGAACGUCGUUUGGGCUUUGACCAAGGACAACAAGGUGUGGUUCAGACGUGGCGUGAACUCCCACAACCCUUGCGGCUCCGGCUGGAUCAGCAUGGUGGGAGAGAUGAUCAUGCUCAACGUGGCACUCAACGACCAGGUGUUGGCCAUCAGCUGUGAGGACCGGGCGGUGUACUUCCGCCAGGGCGUGACCUCCAGCGAACUGAGCGGGAAAACCUGGCGGGCCAUCGGCGUCCCCCGAGACGGAGACCGAUCCCACUCCAUUGCCAGCGCAAGCAGCCUGCAGAGCGCCGGGUGUUACUUCUCUGGUGAGGCGCGUGCUCAGUCAGUGGUGAGCGACGUGGAAUCGGACGCAGAGAAAGGAUCUCUGGAUGGAGCCGGCCGCCUCGUCGCCCCCAUCUCCUCCGUCUCCCCGGAGUUUGUCGGUGACCCGACGGAUCGCCCCGAGCAACCUAUAGACGCCCCCGAAGCCCGCAUCCCCAAAGUCACCAGCGACAGCUUCAUCUCUGAACUCGUCUCUGACCGAGAACCGGGAAAGAGCGCGAGGGAGGACGGUCCUCCGGGUGCGUCCGCACCGGAGGAGGAACCCAACCCCGGAGAUGAAGAGGUCGAAGUCCCCCGUGCUGGCGUAGCUAUCUCCUCCAGCCAGUCCGCAGUUGACCCCCAGUGGAGUAACGUUGACCUGGAGGAGGCGCAGGGCCAGCACGCCCAGACCGGAGCGGCGGUGGACUCGGCCGACACGUGCAGCUUGUCGUCGGUGGCCACGUACACUCUGGCCGCGGAGGACCCGUACGGCGCCGAUGAGCACCCUCUGUGGGCGUGGGUCAGCGGAGGCGGCUGCUCUGUGGACAGCCACUCCCAACUCAACUGGUUCAACUGCUCUAUGAACGCUUCAUCUUUGGUCCAGUCGGUCCAGUCCUUAAGUCUUUCGGUCACUCCGGCCCAGACGGCAGCCUGGAGGAGGCAAAUCUUUGAGCAACUCAGUGAGAGGACCAAAAGAGAGAUGGAUAGUUUCAAACAUUAUGAACAAGCCAUUGAACAGUCCGUGUGGGUGAAGAAGGGAACCAUGCAGUGGUGGAGAGACUGGAAGCCACACAAGUGGAUCGACGUCCACUUUGCCCUGGAGCAGUUCUCGGGACCCGACGGCAACAAGGACGGCAUCCUCUUCAUCAACUACAACUUCUACGAGGAGAAGAAGUACCUGCAUGCCUUUAUCAACGAGGUCACCGUCCUGGUGCCGGUGCUAAACGACUCCAAACACUCUUUUGCCAUCUACACUCCCGAGCGGACCAAACAGAGGUGGCCAAUCCGAUUGGCGGCGGCCACGGAGCUAGAGAUGCACGACUGGCUGGCGUUGUUGAGUGACUCGUGCUGCAACUCCAGAGGCAUUCAGGGUCCUCCCUCCAAACAGGCCGCCUGGUCCGUCACCUGUAAAGGAGACAUCUUUGUCUGUGAGCCCUCUCCCAGCCUGGAGGCCACGCCUUUCCCCACCGCCUGCGACCAGAUGUUCUGGCGGCAGGUCGGAGGCCACCUGCGCGUGGUGGAGUGCAACAGCGUCGGCAUCGUGUGGGGCAUCGGCUACGACCACACCGCCUGGGUCCACACCGGGGGCUACGGGGGGGGCUUCUCCCAGGGACUGGCCAGCAGCACGGAUAACCUUCACACACAGGUGGACGUCAAGAGCGUCUACAUCUACGAGAACCAGAGGUGGAACCCGGUCUCCGGCUACACCAACAGAGGGCUCCCGACAGACCGCUACAUGUGGAGUGACGCAUCCGGACUACACGAGUGCACAAAAACAAAUAUGAAACCCCCCUCCCCUCAGUGGACAUGGGUGUCUGAGUGGGCCGUCGACUACAGUGUCUCUGGGGGCACGGACAGAGAAGGCUGGCAAUAUGCAGCUGACUUUCCAGCGUCGUAUCACGGCUAUAAAACGCUGAAGGACUUUGUGCGUCGCAGGCGAUGGGCAAGGAAGAGUAAACUGACCAGCACAGGACCGUGGCAAGAAGUCCCGCCCAUAUCCCUGAUUGAUGUGACCAUCGUGCCGUGUGCAGCCCGGAGCAGCGUGGACGUAUUUCCUCUGUGGGCGAUCAGCAACAAGGGAGACGUGCUCUGCCGACUGGGAGUCACCACGCUGACGCCGGCCGGAUCCUCGUGGCUCCACGUGGGGACCGACCAGCCUUUCAAGUCCAUCUCCGUGGGGGCCGCCAGCCAGGUGUGGGCCAUCGCCAAGGACGGCUCCGCCUUUUACCGAGGGUCCGUCUCUGCACAGAGCCCAGCAGGAGACUGUUGGUACCACAUCCCCUCCCCAGGCAAACAGAAGUUGAAGCAGGUGUCGGUAGGGAGGACAUCCGUCUACACCGUGGAUGAAAACGGUAACCUGUGGUACCGCCACGGCCUGACCCCGAGCUACCCUCAGGGCUCCAGCUGGGAACACAUCUCUAACAAUGUACGCAAGGUCUCUGCAGGGCCUCUGGACCAGGUGUGGAUCAUAGCAGACAAGGUGCAGGGCAGCCAGAGUCUGAGCUGUGGAACAGUGUGCCAUCGACUCGGGGUCCAGCCUGUGGAGCCUAAAGGACAGUCGUGGGACUACGGCAUCGGGGGCGGAUGGGACCAUAUCACAGUGAGAGGAAACUCCAUGGAGCCGCAGCGCGUCCAUCUUCCCUCUCUCACAGCCCCGGCUCCUCCGAGCCCCCUCCCUGUCAGGAACACGGAGGUCAACGACGACGCUGUGGGAUCUUAGACACACACACACACACACACACACACACAAGUAUGUGUGUACUGUACAUAGCCACCUUAAACCAUAUUACUUUUGUAGAAAUAUGCAGUUUGUUGUCUGUAGUUCUCAUUUGAAGGUACUUCAACUUUUAACCCUGGAGUAGCAGCAGUGAUACUCUGACACAGGAAGUCGGGCCUUCUGGACUUUCAGAACAAUCUUAAAUGCUGAAGACAAUUUAUAGUCCACUUUACUCAGCUGUUCUGGCAUUUCUGUCUCAUUUGUUUUUCGGUCACUGACAUUGAACUUGAUGAUCUUAAUGCAUUUAAUUUUAUUUAUUUAUUUAUUCAUCAAGCCGUGAUAUUUCUGUCGGGUUAUGUGUAUUGAGUACCUCAAGUGUGGAAAUCAACGUGCAAGUGUGAAGUGGGGUUUCUUUUUUCUAAAAAGGGGAAGAAAUGGUGUACAUCAAGUAUAGUUGCUCACAGGUCCUGAUCACUGGUUCUAUAUAUAUAUGCUAUAUAUAUAAUAUAUGCUAUAUAUAUAUCUAUAUAUAUGCUAUAUAUAGAUAGAUAUAUAUUAUAUGCUGUAUAUAAUAUAUGCUAUAUAUAAAUAUAUAUAAUAUAUGCUAUAUAUAAUAUAUGCUAUAUAUAUAUAUAUAUAUUAUAUAAUAUAUGCUAUAAAUAUAUUAUAUAAUAUAUGCUAUAUAUAUAUAGCAAGCAGGACGACGUAUGAUGCAGGCAUCACAGGCUGCUAAUCUGCCUCACGUGUAUUCUUUUCGGCCACAGACUGCAGUGUGUGUCGUCCCCCCCCCCCCCCCCCCCCCCCCCCCGUUGGUUUCUAAUCACACAGCUUCCUGGUAGGACGUGUGAAGCCUUGUUUGGGGUGUAUUGCGUGCAACAAUCCAGACAAUUGUUUGGAGCCAGAGAAUCUAAUUUAGAGCGGUGGAACCCGGGCGAGAGACAAGCGACCCCAAAACAAGCUUUUUUCUGUUUUACUGGUGCAACUGGGACCCUGACAUCUUGUCGACUCGUGAACUCUUUGAAAGUGUUCCCGAUGACUUCAGAGCACUCUUUGAAGUCAUCGGGAACGCGUCUUCUGGAGCCAGCUUGUAGCCUCUGUAACGAGACCUGCUCCGGCUCUAUUUACCCGUGGUGGUUGCGGCUUGCCUUUGGUUUUUAUAAAGGAGUUAAAUGUU